AUGUACACCCUGAGAGAAACGGGCGCCUCUUCGCUCUCGCUCCCAGCAGACAAUUACAUUUACUCUAUUGUGGCGUCCGCGCCUGGCGCAUUUGCCGCUAUCUCAUCUGAUGAUUCCUUGCGUCUAUUCGAUGCCGCUAAUCUCAAUGGCGGUAUUUCGGUAAUCUCCCGAAAGACCCACGAUGGAGGUGUCACUUCGUUACGAAGCUACGCAGCUGGUGACUCCCAGUUGCUGGCGACUGGUGGUCGAGAGGGAAAGAUGAAAGUCUGGGAUGUUCGAUCUGCGAAGAUGGUGAUGGAGGUUGAGACAGCGAGAAAUGCUCCUGUGCUUUCUAUCGCCUGUAACCCGGAGACCAACACCAUUGUGACUGGUACAGAGCUUGUAUCAUCACAAGCCGUUGUUUCACUCUGGGAUAUCAGAUCUCCACAGGCACCCCGCCAGCAAUAUGUGGAGAGCCAUAAUGACGAUGUCACCGAGCUGCAAUAUCACCCGACUCGCAGUAAUAUCUUACUCUCCGGAAGCACGGACGGGCUUGUCAAUAUCUAUGAUACAACAGUAACCGACGAAGACGAGGCCUUAGUGCAAGUGAUCAACCACGGCUCAGUACACCAUGCAGGCUUCCUUUCCGAACAUACCAUCUAUGCCCUGAGCCACGACGAGCAUUUCUCCGUGCACCCCGCCACAAACCCUGAUGAGCCUGGCCAAGAGCCCGAGCCUACGGAUUUCAACGAUGUGCGUGACCCGUUGGGCUGCGAAUAUGUCGUGCAGGUCUGCGUCGGUGCACAGGGACCGUAUAUCGCGGCCGGAAAUAAAAUUGACAAGCGGUUGGAUCUGGUACCACUGGUCUCUAGUCCCAACUGGCAAUUUGACAUGGAUAACCUGUGGCGCUUACCCGGUGCCCACGGUGACGAAGUGGUGCGAUCGGUACAUCUUGAUGAGCAGACUCAAUCGGUCAUCACUUGCGGUGAAGAUGGUUUCGUGCGGGUAUGGAAACCCACAGAGGGUGAUGCCCAGGCUCAGACUGGCUCGAAGACUUCUCGGAAGGAGAAGAAGCAGAAAGACCGGUUCCGACCUUAUUAA
This is a messenger RNA of Penicillium malachiteum, 1080 nucleotides long. RefSeq names its product WD40 repeat domain-containing protein. The coding region runs from base 1 to 1080 and encodes 359 amino acids. NCBI's taxonomy places the organism in Eukaryota, Fungi, Ascomycota, Eurotiomycetes, Eurotiales, Aspergillaceae. The transcript has 6 exons. The record is from RefSeq and is a predicted model, not a curated record. Gene Ontology annotation, molecular function: protein binding.